This is a messenger RNA of Sparassis crispa, 315 nucleotides long. RefSeq lists its product as hypothetical. The record is from RefSeq and is a predicted model, not a curated record. The transcript has a single exon. NCBI's taxonomy places the organism in Eukaryota, Fungi, Basidiomycota, Agaricomycetes, Polyporales, Sparassidaceae. The coding region runs from base 1 to 315 and encodes 104 amino acids.
AUGUGCGAGGACCUCGGCGAGCUGGUGACCACCCUAGACGAAGUGCAGCGAAAGCCACCGACGCUGAAGAAGCGCAUCUUAAAGUGGUUGCGCAGAGCGCCGGACGCCAGACACGGAUAUCCUGAGGAACGAAGGUUGAAGCAAAGUGUCAGUCUGCCUUUGGGAGACUACGCCGGACGCACUCGCGAUUAUAUCGAGCGGAUCAGCCCUGGCUUUACUUCAUCGCUCGCUCCUGGCCUUGGAACAGCUGCAAGUGCCGCGUUAAGCAUUGCCUCAUCCCUCUCGUCCAGCAUCAUCAAUGAUUACGAACUGUGA